Messenger RNA from Austrofundulus limnaeus, 2663 nucleotides. RefSeq lists its product as uncharacterized. NCBI's taxonomy places the organism in Eukaryota, Metazoa, Chordata, Actinopteri, Cyprinodontiformes, Rivulidae. The record is from RefSeq and is a predicted model, not a curated record. Bases 469 to 2394 code for a protein of 641 amino acids. The transcript is spliced from 7 exons.
AUGGUGACGACAGCUUCCUGUUCCGGYGGUGUGAGGAGAUCCAAGCGGAGGGUGUAAACAGCACAGCGCCAUCAAGAGGACUGAGUGCAGCUGCCAGGGGGGCUUCACGCGUGUUACGAUCUGAGGAACGAGAAGUGUCUCUCCGCCCAUCACCGGGGACAUAAGUCUGACCCAAACAAGCUGGUGUGUUCAAACUGUGGGACUUUGAGUGGAAAGGAGAGACUUUUAAAAGGACAACAGAUUGUGAGGAUUUGUGCCAAAACCUCAGAAAGGGAAAGGGUUCGUUUGGAAAUCUUUAAAAGACUCAGGAAGAUUAAGCAGCAAGAUGUGGGUUUACUUUUGUAACAAGGAACUGUCGACGUAAUGGAAGGAGAUCGGAGUGUCCAAAAACAACAAAAAACAACCCCUGUUUAGCUGGAGACACUGCACUGUUUACAUGUGUUUUUCUAGGACUUAAAGGACUGAAAGAUGAGAAGUUCCAGUUCCUCGAUGUCUCAGUCACCUCAGCCGACAGACUCGCAGGACUUGUUGCAGUCUAUGCUGCAGAAACUGAAGAUCCAGCCAGGAAAAGAUGGUCAGGCACACCUGCAGACACCUGGAUCCCCUCCAGAAGCCUUCACCGUGGGACCAGACAGGGAGAGAGGAGGGCCUAACCACCAGGAAGUUGACAACAAGCCAAUGAUUAGCUUUGAUUUUGACAUCUCCCCCUCUAAGAAGGCUCCAGUCUCUGCUGGAAGGUUUGCACAGCAGCCAGGUCCUGGUCAUUAUGUGGGAAGGGGUUGGACUUCUUUCGCCUCACAGAAAGUGGACCUUGAUGAAGACACCGGUGAGAGGCGGGUGCCGGUGGGUUCCCCCACCCAAAUUAAAUUCUCCCCCAAAGGAACAGGGCAGCUGUUCCCUGGACCCUCCAAGGACGUUAGUCUCACCAGCUUCAAGAGCACCGAUGGGAGUUCUGGCAAAUCCAUGAUGGCAAACCACGUUCCUCUGAACACGAACCAGAGCUUCACACCCAUAUGGUCCCAUGCCAACACAGCUGGUGAAGAAAGUCAAGUGUUGCAUGCAGAAAACGGAGGAACUGAUGGUUCAAAAGAAAGCACAGACGUGCAAAUUUUCUCUGGCAACCAAGUGACGACGAACACCAGGAAAAAKCAUCCGUCUGUGAAUAAAAAAAAACGAUGGACGCAGAAGAUUAGGGAGAGAUGGAAGGAGAAGCUCUCCAAGAAAGAAAGAGAGGAUGAAGGAGAUCAGAGGACAGAGGAGCAAGGAGCUCAGAUUUCAACAACAAACCAGGCAGCGAUGGCAGGAAACUUUACAAACACGCCCAGUAACCACAGAGAAAGGAGCCUUCCUUCGCUGAGCAGCUGCUCUCCCAGUAAAACAUUUCCUUCACAAACUGAAAACACUACGGACAGCAUCAGGCUUAGCAGUGACUUUGACUUGGGCCUGGGGUCCUUCAGYCUCCUGGAGGAGAUCACCAAGGGUCAGGAGUGGGCCAGGUUCUUCAACCCUAACCUUCACCUCACCUCGGUGAAUCAGAGAUCGCCAGAGGAGCCUCAAGCCAAAAUCCCACCAAAUCCUUUCAACCCUGACCAAACACCUGGGAGUCUGAACCAACCGGGAGAGAGGAGCGGCUCAUGGACAUUCUGGACUAUGGAGUCCUCAUGGGCUUCAGUAUUUAGAGUGGGGCAGACAGCACCGCCUUCCGUCAGCAUGGACGUCACAGAAGGAAAACAAGAGUCRGUUUACAGAGAGGCUGAUCAGGUGGAGCUGAUGGAAGAUGGUCAGAACCGAUCGGACUCGCAGCGCAGAGAGAGCAGACCUCCGCUUGGACCUUCAGCCGUCACACAGCCUUCAGACAUCCUUUACAACGCCGUGCUGAAGGUCAGAGGUCAGACCAGCAGGAAGAGGCAGCAUCAGCCGGCUGAAAGAGCCAGCCCCGUAUCUGCAUCGUUCACCUCCCACGCGAUGGAGGACGCACCAGAGCCACGACAGGGAGGCGUCCCCCCACUCACCGCUCUGAAGUCUCCUCCUCUGUUUCCGUCCUCUGACCCUUCGGCUCCGGUGCCCCGAGGCAUCCUCAAACACUUCAUAUCCCACGAUUCAGAGGUCACCAUGACAAAAAGGAGACGAGUGGAGGAAAACCGCCAGGUUCAUUUUUCAGACGUGGUGACGGCCAUAGAGUCUCCCACCGUGGACUUGGAUUUUACGGACUCAGAGGAAGACUCGGAGGAGGACUCGGAGAAGGACUCAAGUGGGGACGAGAACUCGCUGCUAGACCAGGAGUUUGAAGAGGAGCAGGUUGCGAGCGAGGAGGUGCUGCGAGCUCGUCGCUUCGCUCUUCGUGGCUGGAUUAAAGCUCUGAAGAGGAAGAACAUGGGAAAAAAGCACAGCUAGUGACUGAYGUGUUUAACCUCUUGCACUUAAAAUGAUUAAAAUAAAACAGAGUCCAUCGCAAAAGAUGAGUUAUCUUGUCUUAAAAUCGAUUUGAACAUGGCAGUAUUUGAUAAAAGUCACAACAGACCAUGAAGAUUGCAAAAAAAAUCUAAGAACUCUGAAAUAAUUUAUGCAUUUUGACCGCAAUUUUGUAUAUUUGAUUUUUACUUCACCUCCUAAUUUUUUUUACUAAUAUUUCUAACUGAAGGUGGCAAAUAUAUGAAGCUAUU